CCCCGGGGCCGGAGCGGCGCCAGGACAGGGCGGCCUGAGCCCGGGCCGGGACGGGCCUGCCCACAGAGCUUGGCGGGGGCGGGGAGGCACUUCUCUGCCACCAUGGGGGAACCGCAGCAAGUGAGCGCUCUGCCUCCACCUCCGAUGCAAUAUAUAAAGGAAUAUACAGAUGAAAACAUUCGCAAGGGGCUGGCCCCGAAGCCCCCGCCGCCCGUGAAAGACAGCUACAUGAUGUUUGGUAACCAAUUCCAAUGCGACGAUCUUAUUAUCCGCCCCUUGGAAAGCCAAGGGAUCGAACGGUUGCAUCCCAUGCAGUUUGAUCACAAGAAGGAGCUCAGGAAACUCAAUAUGUCCAUCCUGGUCAACUUCUUGGACCUCUUGGAUAUCUUGAUAAGGAGUCCGGGCAGCAUAAAACGAGAGGAGAAGCUGGAAGACUUGAAGCUGCUUUUUGUUCACGUCCAUCAUCUUAUAAAUGAGUAUCGUCCGCACCAGGCCAGAGAGACGCUGCGGGUCAUGAUGGAAGUGCAGAAGCGUCAGCGUCUCGAGACGGCCGAGAGGUUUCAGAAGCAUUUGGAGCGGGUUGUAGAAAUGAUCCAGAAUUGCCUGACCUCCUUGCCUGAUGACUUACCUCAUUCUGAGGGAGGUUUGGGGAUAAAAACUGAACCCAUGGAUACGGAUGACGGCAGCAGUUGCAUCGGGCAGAACGAACAGCAGAGAGCAGGCUCGGUCUGUAAGAAAGAUCAGGUUUUAGACAAAGAUGCGGCGAUGUGUAGUAUUAUUGAUGAAAUGACAUGAAAGGACGCUCUUUGUAGCGGGUGAGAAGUGGGAUUAAUAUUGAAGCUUGUAUAAUGUACUUUUUGCUGCCUCUAUCUGUACCAAUAAAAACAAUCGUGAAACUUAA
Alligator mississippiensis (American alligator) is the source of this 901-nucleotide messenger RNA. RefSeq names its product mediator complex subunit 7 (gene MED7). Gene Ontology annotation, cellular component: mediator complex. Gene Ontology annotation, molecular function: transcription coregulator activity. Lineage: Eukaryota; Metazoa; Chordata; Crocodylia; Alligatoridae. The coding region runs from base 103 to 795 and encodes 230 amino acids. The transcript is spliced from 2 exons. The record is from RefSeq and is a predicted model, not a curated record. Gene Ontology annotation, biological process: regulation of transcription by RNA polymerase II.